AUGAGCACUCAAGUGUCUGGCGAGGCUGAAGGGGUCACGCUGUUGGAGGCGAUCAACGCAGGUCGGGUGCCGACGCCAGGGGAGUUGUCUUUCCCGCAGUGGCAGGCCUGGCGGCGAGACGAGGGACGUCGUCCUACAGUCGCGAGGGAUGGAAGAGGCAUCCGGACGCGAGACGAAGUGGCCCUUUGGAGAGAGGUCAUGGCCGCCCUCUAUGGAGAAGGGAGGGCCGACGAGUUGGCUUCGGAGGAUGAAGGGGAGCAGGCGCUGGCUAUCAGAGGUGUAUCUCCCUCUGAGCCGUACUCUCCGGAAUCCGCCCCUGGAUCGGUCGAAGGGGGCCGGGGGGCCAGUCCUCGUCCUUCCUCUGCAGGAUCAGGCGGAGGUGCCAGCGUGGUGAGCCUCAGGGGCAAAUUGGAUGCGCUUUACGACCCUACAGCUGAGGACUUCGGCGCAUAUCUCAUGAGGAUGGGGAGAGUGAUUAAUGCGCUGAACAGUCUUGAUGCUCAGAUCCCAGCGGGUAUGCUGGAAAAGGUCACCAGAAAGGCGGAGCUGGUGAUUGAGUUGUACGCAGAAUUUGGAGAGCUGAGCCGAGGCAAGGGGGUGAAGUUCUUAAGGGACAAGUUCGUAGCAACCGUUCAAGACGAGAAGCUCGACGCAACGGAAAGAGAACUUUCAGUCCAAGCCAUCGGCGAGAUCAUUGAAAGGCUCGGAGGACGGUUGAGCAGUAGCCCCGACAAGCUCUUCAGCACACCUUCGGAUGAUCAGAAAAGUGCUGGAGCAAGCAGAAAGGGGACGGGCUCUGCUCCGUCAUCAAAGGUGAGAGUGCCGGGGCGACCAAAAGGAAACGGAGAUUCGCCGAUGCAGGCCAGAUUGGCGGCUUUGGAAAUGGAAUUGGAAGCCUUAAGACAAGAAAAGGCAGGGUCUGACGCAGCCUCGAUGGCGAGCGGGCAGGAACAGACCCUGGCCGCGGCGCUUGAGGAACAAACCAAGGUUCUCAAGGAAGCGCUCGCGGGCCGAGGGAAGGACACGUCAAUCACUUCGGUGAAAACUGACUUGCAUUGGCCCACCUUGGGAGAUGAAAGAGCUGACUCCCGGGACGUGUCUCAGUUUUACGAAGAAUUUGAAGAUGUCUGUGGUCUGGCAAACUCUUGCCGCGGCAUGGGCCAUAGAGAAAUGCUUCUGGCGUUAAGGGCUCGUUGCCGCGGUUCACGCCUCAAGACAUAUCAGAAUAUGUACAAGGCGGCAUGGAAGGCCGGUGAGGUUCUCAGCGACCCAGGCUCGGUCUAUGAAAAGAUCAAGGCCAAACAUCUGAUGUUCAGUGAGAGCCGGGAAGAGCGCGAGAUCAGGAUUGAUGCUGAGCACGCGGCGCUGAUGAAGGGUCGCCUCACCGGGCAUCAGUUCGAGCCUGUCUUUGAAGCGUCGGUUGCGGAGCUUGAGGCUGUCGGGUUGGGGAAGACUCCUAGAGAACUCUUCCUCAGCUACCUUCGGAAGAUGCCGCCGUCGCUUCAGAAGGAAAUCAGAGCUGAUAAGAGGAUUUGGGGCGAGGAAGAUCGAAUGCGCGGUGCACAGACAUGGGAAGAGGCGCGCAGGGUGGUCCUUGAGAUUGAGCAACGUGAAGCCACCAAUCGCGCCACCGCCAAUGCCGUGUAUGCGGCCGCUCCAAGCGCAAGCGCUCAGAACCCAGAUCCUCGGCCGAACGCUAAUCCUCAGGGCCAGGGUCCCAAACCAAAGGCGAAGGCAAAGCCCACCCCGGUUGGAGUCACCGCGGGGGAUCCUCGAAAGGAAAGGCUCUGUUGGGAUUUUCGGGACCACGGAUCUUGCAGAAAGGGCCGGGAGUGUCCUUUCUCGCACGAUAAGGAACUCCGCAAGAAGGCGCUGGAACAGAAAGGAAAAGGUAAGGGCAGUCAGGAUGCGUAUCCGGCAAAAGGCACGGGCAAAGGCAAAGGGAAGAGCAAAGGAUUAGCUAACCCUUUCGCAGCUUUCACUGUAGUGACUUGCGGGCCAAACGACCCUGCGCCAAAGCCUGCGGUCGCUGCUGCUGUUCUCGCGGCAGCGACGCGGCCGGAGCAAAAUCCCAAGUCCAAAGCUGAUGUGUUCACUAGCCUUGACCAAUUGCCGAAGGAUUGGUGGAAGGUUGUGGAGAAUGAACGAGGUGGAUAUCAGUAUAAGACUGUUACCAAGGUGUUGGACAAAAUGGUAGAGACGCUGCUGGACGGAGGGGCUGGAUCCAACCAUGUCACUGAGGAGUUGGUCGUCAGCAUCCUCAAUAGAGCGGCGGCGCUUGGAUUGAAACCUGGCGACAAGGGAUUCCCGAUCGUCCAGUUUGAACAAUGGGUUUAUCCGGAGUUCGUCCACGGAAUUGCGAGCGGCUCCCCAGUCCCGCUCAAGGGGUCUGUGGUGCUGAAAGUACGGCUGCAAGAAGGCCCUGAUACAGAUCGGUGCGUGGACGGUCAUGAACUCUACGUCCGUUGCAAGAUCGCUGCCAAGGGAACCAGCGAUUGGCACGGGUUGAUUCUCGGCGGGCGCGCCCUCGACUGCGAGGCGCGUCGCGGGCUCGGUUUCAGGCCUGGACCACAGGCGCAUAUCUUGGACACCCUGGGCGUCCAGAUCCCGAGGUGUGAAGACGCGUCAUCCGAAAGGAAGGAUAGGGCUUACGUUUUUCGCUCAGUAGUAUCGGGCGUAGAAGCCGGUGCCGAGGAUUUUUGCGAACCAUGUACUGGCAGGAAGGCGGCGGUCGUCUUUUCAGGUGAGGAACCAGUGCAGCUGCUGCCUGGGGAAGGUGCCCUUGUGCCGGUUCAAGUUCAAGGAAAGUGGAUUCCGGAAGCUUCAGAGUGCGAGGCGGUUUUGCCGAUUGAAGGAAAGAUCGAAGUUGUUCCUGGUUUGUGGAACACUGGUGGCCGAGAGGGCAUGGUGCUGGUGACCCCGCGGCACGACGAAGCCGUGUUGGAAAAGGGUGACCCAGUGGCUGAGUUGAGGAGCGGCUUGGCCGCGUCCACUCUUUGUGAAUGCGGGGCUGUCGACACCGUAUUUCAAUCAGCGGGUCCGCCGUCGAAAGCGAGAUGCAAGGACUGCGGAGGACCCCGGAUGGAGGUGGAAAAUCGGAAAUGCUAUGCAUGUGGAGUCGAAAAGACGAAAGAAGUUCACCGCCUGCAGGGCUGCCGUUGCGGCCGAAGGCCCCGAGAACGUGCUUCUCAAGGAAGUAAAGCUCGAGGCUAUGGGCUCCUGGCUACCAUGGUGGGAUUGAUUUCGCUCGCUACGGGAGCACCAAGCAACUUCGCUUACGUGGCUCGUGAUGGCCGCGAAGAAAAGUCGGAUCACUGGGCGACUUUCCCUGGUGGAUGGGUGCGAGUUCACGAAAGGCCUCGUGAGGAGCUUUUCCAGAUUUCGAGCACUGAUUUUCCAGGUGAAGUCACAGCGGUCGGGCAGCGACGCGUGACUGUCGGUCAGUUUCUGACCGGGGAACCACUAAAAUGGGAAGAUACGAGAUCGAGCGAUCCUUGGGUUUUCAAAGGGCGCCAGUGGGUCGGAGUGCCGGGAGGAAUCGAGAAAAUGGCCGAAUCCACUCCGACGGACUUCUAUUAUGGAGAACUGCGGAAAUCACUGAGCAGGCGGUAUCCGGAGGCGAACCGCUUUCUCCUUGACCACUUGGUUUCUUUAGAAGCCUUUUUAGACAAAAGCAUCAUCUUCGGUUUCAGUUACGGCGUGGCCAAAGCAGAGCUCUGCAGCACGGGCGGCAAGCUGCUUGGCCAUUUGGUGGGCAGGCACGGGACUGCUCCGGAUCCGGAGCAGUCCCAGGCUGUCAGAGACUUCGCGCCGUUGAAGGAGAAGCUCCACAUCCAACAAUUUUUGGGAUGUACAAACUGGCUGCGGACGUAUCUGCCGGCAGAAUUUGGGCACUGCGCCAAGGUGCUCUCCAAGUAUCAGAAACCUGGAGCGCCAUUUCCAGAGGGUGGUUUGGGCAGCGCCGAUACCGAAGGGUGCCGCGCUGUCAAGGCCAUCAAGCAGAUGAUGUCCAAGGCAAUCGAACUGUCGAUUUUCGACGAAGCUGGCGCCAUUGCUGGUCUUUGUCCUUUGGAGCAGAUCGCCGACGCGUCUGGGAUCGCGGUCGGGGGGACAGUUCUUCAGAUGACGCGCGAUUUCAGCAGAAUGAAAAUCUUGCUUACGCAUUCGCGGAGCCUUACGGCGCCCCAGCAGGCUUGGCCGCCCUUGGUGCAGGAAGCUUACGCCCAACUGGAAGUGAAAAGGGCGACCCGCAAAACGUUCGGUUCAGUUAGGACACUGUGCUGGACAGAUCACGCCAAUCUCACGCGUUCUCAGCACAUCGAGAUAGGCUCGGAUGUGAAGCUCGUGAGGUGGGUGGCUGAGAUCCUGGCGGAUGGGUCUGAGAUCCGAUCCUUGAGCGGGAGAAGUGCCAAGUUAGGGGACGGAUUCUCGAGAAAUCCGAAGGAUCGGGAUGAAUUGCUUCAAGGAAGGACGCGGGACCUGCAAGGGCUUUCUGGUCAUCUCAGGGGAUUCAAUCUGGAAGAAUAUUUGGGAGGAGGCACGGAAGAUCCAACGGUUCCAGUGGCUUGGGCUGUAGGCGAUGAUGUGCUGCCGGCCAAUGGCCCUUCUGAUGGCGAGAACUCCGCAGCGGUGGUCAGCGGCGGUGUUUCCGGUUCGGAGCACCGCGCGACUAGAGAUGGGGUUGCCGAGGGGUCUUUGGGAAACCACUUGAAGGUUCUUUUCGUGGCCGACUAUGCCAAUCAGAGUGAUAAUGUCCUCCAGAUCAGUCAGGUCCAGGAAGGGAUCUCUCGGUCCAUGCCUGGCUGGAAGGUUUCGACCCAUGCAGUCUACGGGGCAUUUGAAGAUGAUGACGGCAACGGGUCUCACUUAGACGGUGCUACUGCGGCGCUGAAAGGUGAGCGUCAGGUGAAGCGCGCUCGUGUCGACAUGCUGACCUCAUGCGCGACCGUGCUUCGAAGUAUUGGUUAUCAUCUGCCGGAUUUUGUGGUUGGCAUGGGGCAAGGAGGCCUCAUUGUGGGCUUACUGCGAUUCCCUCUCAUGGUCGAGGUGACUCUGCAGGCAAGAAAUCUGCAACGGGAGGAGAUCAAGAAAGUAGUGUCCGGUUGGGCAGGGCUGAAGGCUGUGUGGUCAGUGAACCCGCGAAUGUGGAAGGUGAAGCCUAGCCCGGAGAUUCCGAAGGAGGAAGAAGUCAGGCAAGUGGCCGAGAUUCUUCAGCUUGGCUUGAUCAAGGGCCUGGCAGAGCCUCCUCUAGCUAGUCUGGCCCGUGAACCUGGCCGCGAAGUAUGGGAACACGAAGGGCGUUGUGCUUGUGGAAAGCGAGCGUACGUCUUCAGCCGGUGCGUCACUUGCAUCGAAAAGGAAGCCGCAGAGGAAUUUGCUGCUGCUGCUGAAGAGAGGGAAAAUCCUACAGAGGAGAAAGAAGCCGAAGAAGAGCUGGUUGCGGAGGAUCUUCUGGCGAUCGCCUCCGCUCCAUGCUCUAGUGAUGAGCUGAGAAGUUGUAUUGUCCAUGUCAGUUUAAUCCGGAAAUGGGCGGCCGGGUGGUUUGCGUCCAACGGUUCCGAAGGCUUCGUCGAGCUUCCUCGCGGACUAGGAGUAGUCGCGGGAAAGAAGUGGAAUGCGGGGCAGGAGUUCACCUUGCCAGUUCUCCCCGCUGAACGAAAGGCGUGCCAGUAUGGGAUCACGUGGUGUGUGAACCCGGACGCUUCCGUCACAACGGUUCAUAAUUGCGCUGAGAUCGGCCGUUUGGAAUCAAUUUCUCCUGCGUGGGAGCUCCACGAAGUCAAUUGGCACAAUCAUCUCAAGCUUGUCUUUGGCGUUUGUACGCGGCUGUGGGGCGCGGCGACGCCAAAGUUGGAUUGGAAGGAUGACUUCCAACGGUUGAUAUCAUUGCUCGGGGCACCAACGGGAGUGGCCAAGUGGGACGAUGGGAACGGGACGGAUUCCAUCGGUCACCGAAGAGAUUUGGCCGGAAAAAGGGUGCUUGUGGCGUUCCAGCUACAAACUGGGGGCGGAUAUUGGCUUCCAAUUACCUUGGGACGCAAAAUCAAGGUCAAUGAGUCAGGUCCAAAACCUACUAUCGCGUUCCUUGGAAGGUCUUGGAAUUGGAGGCUGAUUCUUCAUAUGAGGUCCAAGUUCUGGAUCCUCCCUCAGUGGGCUGGUGCGGAGGACGUGCAAGUUGGUGCUCUGGGAGAGCAAGAAGUGAUCCCGUCCAGGGAGGAGCUAGCCCUAGAAGCAAGGGCCGGGGCCGGGAUCGCAGAAUUCGAAGUGACCGGUUCGCUUCGAAGUCUCUGGUAUGAUGCGCAAAAGAAGGACGCGUCUCUGGCAGGUCACUUCCGACGGCCAGGAGACCCGUUCCGAGUCGCGUCGGACGGACUUUUGGAAAGGUCUGUCAUCUUGGAAACAGGAGAAAAGGUUACUGCGCAGGCGUCUAGAUGCCUGGCGGACGCGUGUUGGCAGGAAGUCUCGGUCGAUUGUGAAGGACCGAACAGGGAAGAUCGGUGGGGUUUCAGGUACACCCUCACCUACUUGGAUUGCCUGUCUCACGCGGUGCAGAUUGAACCGUUGCGGUCUCUCACGCACGCGGAGGUCAGGAGAGCCUUCGCUCGCUGCAUCUUUCGGGCGCGAACGGUUCCGACGUUGGUUCGUAGUGACAGAGGGCCUGAAUUUAAGAAUGCGAUGAUGGCAGAAUUUUGCGCUCUUAUGGGUCUUGGUUCCAAGCAGAAGUUUGCUAUGAGCAUGCGACCCUGCGAAACGGGCUCCAAUGAACGUAUGCAUCAGGAGGUGCAGAAGACGCUCCACAUCAUCAUCAAGGAGGUGGUGCGAGGGGAGACAGACGAAUGGUCGGAGCUUCUCCCUCUUGUGGAGUACAUUCUGGAUAACAGUCCGGGGGCGCAUGGUUAUACGCCCAGGGACCUUGAAAGAUCAUGGUCUCUCAGUUUGGAUUUGGAAAAGGACCUUAUCCGUGAAAGUCUGCAGUUUGAACCAGUGAGCGAAUGGGCAAGGAAACAAUUUGAGACUUUUGCCAAGUUGAGUACGAAGAUCAAAAGGCACUGGGAAAACGCCUCAGCUGCCAGAGCCAAGCUCGCCAACCGUUUCCGGAGAAGCCUUGAUCUUCACAUUGGCGACCGUGUGGUUUGGCAAUCACCCCUGGCACGGCCAGAGGGGGCGGGGCGAGUCCCUUGGAAAAGAGGUCUGACCGGGCCAUGGGAGAUCACGGAAGUUAGGGGAAAUCGCCUUGUUCUCCGCUCCGUUCAAGAUCCCUCGCACCGUUCAGUCGAAGCCCAUGCAGAAGAUUGUGUUUUGGUUCCUGCCGAUGUGGACGCGGAGGGUCCUAAUCCCCAAGCUGAAGUUUUGUUGGAUGACGGCCCGCCUGACGAAGCGCCGUCCUUAGGGCAACGUCUGAAGGGCGAAGGCGAACCAAGGGAAUUCGUCAUGCAGCGCCGUGGCCGAGAAUUUGUGCUCAGAAUUGGUGACGUGGUGGCUUACACGAAGGGGCACAAGGUUUGCCAUUUUGGCCGAGUGACGCAAGUUUCAGUUGAUGAGGGCAUGAUUGGGGUUCACAAGUACCGCCCUGUCACUGGGUCAUUCAGGGUCAAGUGGGUUUUGGCGUUUUUAAACGAAGAAGGAGCCGUGGAGGAGAACGGAACUAGGCCCGUGAUCGAAAGAAUCAAACUCAAGGAGGUGGUCACGAAGGCAGAUAUAUCAAGGGACGGAGUCCUCGCAGCCAGCACAAGCCGCAAAUUGGACAAGGCUGGCUACCGCCUUUUCGAAGAGCGGGUAGCCUCCUUGGUUCAAGAGCCGGGGACGACUGACCAGUGGAAUCAGCUGGGUGUGCUUCUGGCCGAGCUGUUUGAGGCCGAGGGUGUUCCGGUCCCUAUGUUCCCAAUUUUGGACCAGGAAGCUUCACGAUUGAGGAGCUGGCUUGAGAGUCACAAAGCUCGCAAGGUCGUGUUUUUAGAAAUUCAUGUUGACCACAAAGGACUCUCUGCGGCUGCGCGUCGAGCAGGGUUCUUAGCGGCGCCGCCUUUGGGGCAGAAUGGGUUUUCUUACGGGCGCCGAUGGGAUUUGGCCAGAGAAGAAGAUCGCUGCCUUGUCGACCUCCUGGUUCAGUGGCUUGAGCCUGGGGUUGUCCAUUUGGGAUUGCCUUCUGGACUUCAUGAUCGGUCAGGAAAGGGGUGUUUCUCAGAUUCAGAUCAGGCCAUACUGCGCCACGCUGUCUCUGUGUUGAAGGAGCAGGAAAGGAAGGGUCGUUUUGGGUCGCUGGAAGGUCCUGUCGGGAGCGCUAUCUUCCGCGGAAAGGAGCUCGUGGAGCUUUGCGGGAGCCUCUCAGUCCGCUCUGAUGAUAGGAAGGGGCACUGGGCAGGCGCAGGGGAUAAGGAAGUUGUUCGCCCGAGCGUUUUUUGUGAUGCUUACUGGAGUUCUGCCGAAGUGGCACUAAAGGGUGCCCUAGCAGCUUCAGCUGGAAGCGGCCUAGUGUUCGCUUCCUCUAGCGGAUCGAGUCAAGGUUUUCCUGAUUCGGUCGCAGAGAAGCGGGCGGAUGGUGGCCUGGUUGAUGUCCAGAUCCCCGAUCCCGAUGUGAACGUCAGCAGUGAGCUGACGACCAGUGAAAGAGAGGCAAUCGAGGAGGAGUUAGUCGACCUAUCUUCCCGCAUGGCUCAUUUGUGGGAUGGUCGAGCAAAGGCGGAGCAGUGGGACGAGGUCAAGUCUGACCUGUCGGUCUAUCGGCUGAGUGGGGAAAAGGUCGACAAGGAUCCUCGUAGGGAGGAGUCCUACAGGAAAGCAGUCGUUGAAGGGCUAGGAUUUGGAGAAAAUGUUCUCUCGAAACAUCCCGAUUUCAAUGCGGAUGAUAUCGCAGCUUGCAGGGAAGUCUUGCUACGGAAAGCCGCUGGGUUUUGGUUGGAAGGUAGCCCUCGCACUACUGUGCGUGGUGUUGCCCAUGAUUGUGUUCCAACAGGACCCCCCGUGAGUCUUCAACCGCACUCGCUGAAGGGAGAGAGUGCUGCGUGGGUCGACGAGCGGCUUGAAGAAGAAGUUCAUGCAGAAGCACCCGCUCACAAGAAGUCCCGCAAGCGGCGGCUGGUGGUUGAUUACCGGAAGGUCAAUGCGAGAGUCAAGAGAUCCACGUACUACUGCAGAAAGGCUACGGAUGUUUUGGCUCAGUGUAGCGGAUCUAUAUUCUUCUCUUUUGUGGACGCGGUGACCGGUUUCAACCAAAUAGAGAACACUCGAAGGGCCAUGGAAGUCCUGGCCAUCGUGGCCCGGUCAGGCAAGUUUCUGCCCGUGUGCCUGACGUUCGGACCCAUCAAUGGGCCGGAUGAUUUCUGCUACGUUGUGGACAGGGCUUAUGAGCCAGGUCGGGGCCGGAAACAACGGUUCGCAAAGGAAUGGAUUGCUUACGUUGACGACCUUACGGUUAGGACAGGUAGGGUUGUUGACGGAGUUAUGAUGUCUGAUGAAGAACACGAUGCCGAAAUCAAGGAAGCCAUGAAGCGAACGCCAGUCGUGGUCGGCCAGCCGGCCCCAGAAGCCUUGGAAGCUCUAGGUGUGAGCCCGGACGGGCUGAGUGUCGCCAAGUCGAAGCACGAUGAAAAAGAGUCGGAUCACAACCACCCGACUCGCCCGCGGUCCGCUUUUGCGGCUAGAAGCGCGAGCAAGGACAUAAGGACCUUUGCUAUCUUCGCGGGACGGGUCUGCGUUUCGCGACCUGUCCGCGUGCUUCGGACUAUGGGCGGCGGGGGCGGCCGCCGCAACAAAGGCUGGGGAAAUAAGGGAAAGCAAGCCCAGAGAGAUCCCCGCCACAACUGGGAUGACUUGGAGUUCCUCAUGGUCAAGGCCCUGCGGCACGGGAGCUGCCGAUCGAAGUACGGCGGCCACAAGUUGCGAGGCAAACUCCAGCAGGAUGGCUGGGUGGAAGUCAGUGAAGUUGCAAGGGCUUUUGGAGUCCAAGAAAAGGACAUCGUCGACCUGGUGACCUGGGUGGAAGGCGAUGGCCGGAAGAAACGGCGCGCAGAGCUGAGCAGAGAUGGGAAGUUCAUCCGUGCCGGCCAAGGACAUUCCACUGACAGCGGGCUUACCCGCGAAGACUUCAUAGACGAUCAGGAUCUGCCGUUUGGCGACGACACCGUUCUCGUCCAUGGGACGUUCCGGGAUCGGGUGGUCCUGAUCGGCUAUGAUGGCCUGAAGGCAGGCGGAGGUGGAGACAUGACGGUCAACAGGCUGUUCUGUCACUGGGCGGCAAAUGCAAUCGGCAAGGAAGGGCAAAAGUCAGGGGUCAGGAGCGGCACAGACGCCGCUGCCAUAACCACAGUGGGGACGUUACGAGCGCACCGAAUCGGAAUGCGGCUCGGUGGUGACAACGUCGUCCUGACCGAUGAUGAAAGGAGGGCGAGGUUCUCUGGACACGAGAUCGUGGGUUCACGCCUGCAGGAGCUGCCCACAAGUGAUUCUGAAUCGAGCUUGUCGAUCAGGGUCAUACGUGGUCCUGCGCGGAGCGCUCCAGUGGAUGGAGAAGGGGCCGCGUCGUCAUCUGCUUGUGAAGUAAAGCAGGAGACCUCGACGGCGGUGAAGGAAGAAGAGUCAGCCUCCUCAGGAGAGGAGGAUUCUACUUCAUCGUCCAGCAGUAGCACUGAUGAGGAGAUCACCGUGGAAGAAGAGCCCCCUGCCAGUGCAAAGAAGGAAGUCGCCUCUCCGGAGAGUGGCGCAAAAAAGGAGGCCGCCCCAAGCAGUAGCUCUAUGGAAGAAAUCGAAGUCGAAGAAGAGCCAUCGCGGGCCGGGUCGGCGUUUUCGCGACCUGGCCGCGAGGAGGACCUGCCGCGGGCCGGGUCUGCGUUUCCGCGAUCUGGCCGCGGAAUCCUCCCAGAGAACAAGGAUGAGACACCCGCGAAUAAACUGCGCGGGGAGAUGACGGCUGAAGAGCUCCGCGAAGUGUGGGCCGAGCCCCGACGGCAUCCGGGCCAACGGCUCAUAGAGACGACUCUGGCUGCUGCAGCUACUUCAGAGCUGACCUACCAGUAUGGGAGUGCCGGGGGACUGACCAGUCUGGUCGAAAAGCAGCAGGAGCGUCCGACAGCGGGCGGAGAAGAUGAGCUCCAACGCCGCCUCCGUGUGAUAGCCGGUAGCGCGACGGUGUCUGCGGCCGUGCGCAAAAGAUCAGGCAGAGAUGAGGCAGCCGGUGAGGCGCAAGACUAUGGCCGGGACGUUGCCGAGGCUUCUGCCGAAACCAGUGCGCGGCUUGCGGCGGCAAGAGCUUCGGGCCCAACGCGCGCACCCGUGCCUAACGCCGACAGCCGGUUUGCCGCGGGACUUCGGGCCGAAGAACCGGUCCGGAAACUCAAGAAGCAGUUGAGGUCGCGGCUCCGAGCAAAGGACCACCGGAAGGGAGUCCAGCUGGGAGAUGCCCAGCGCAGGCUGGCCGCACCGGCUGCCGUGGCUCCAAGGUUAGCAGUCGGGGCCGCGUGGAAUACAGAUGAUGGAUUAGGUGAACUCACCUACAAGGCAGGAAGUUGGGUCUGCAGGCUCUGCGGGACAGUUAGUCCUCCCGAUGCUAAUGAAUGCGUCGGUUGGGUCAGCGGGUCGCAGUGCACUGGCACAUACGACCGCGACUGCCGGCGUCUUGCGUCGGCUCGCCCCGCUCAGUCCGCAUUGCCUGCCGCAGAGAAAAGAAAAGCCAAGAGAGAAGCGGGGGUAACAAAGAUCGAACAGAUCCUUAAGGAGAAGUCAUGGGACUGUGAUCACUGCGGAAAAGGGAACCUGUCCUUCAGGUUUAAGUGCUACAAAUGCAGCUAUCCCCGUCCUUCUCAGCAGGACUCCUCAGAGGAGGAAGUUCGCCAGGAAUCGGAGGUCGUGAGGAAGGCCAACGAAGAGUUUCUGGCUCAGAAGAAGGCGCUCAAACUCCGCGGCCACCGCAAGCGAGCCGGGAGGCGCCACAAGAGCGAGGGCCAUAAGAAAAGGGAAAGGGCCGGGUCUGCUGGGUCAGCGGCGGGGCUUGCGUUUCGCAGCCCUCGCGCGACCAGGAGGAAGAGAUCGACCAAGAAGCGCCGCCGCUCUGGUUGGUCUGUGUCGCGAAAAGUCCGCAACAAGAGGGCCCAUGCGGACAACGGCAAUGGGCUAUCGGCCAACAAGCUGGGGUUGGUCAUAGCCGCCUUUUUGGCCCCGGUUGUGCGAAAAGUUCAGAUUGAGAUAGAGGAGAUUGUGGAGACCAGCUCAGAAGCGUUCCAAGUGGUGAUCGCAGAAGGUGGAUAG
Cladocopium goreaui is the source of this 12240-nucleotide messenger RNA. NCBI's taxonomy places the organism in Eukaryota, Dinophyceae, Suessiales, Symbiodiniaceae. The record is from the annotation of a GenBank genome assembly.